AUGGCACUGUUAAAGGCAAAUGAAAAUGAAAAAAUUGAUGUGUUUAUUGGAACCUGGAAUGAAAUACGAUGGGCUGGACAUGGAGUGCUUGAUAUGGGAUGCUGGAUAAUUUUCUUACAUGGUUCAGAGAGCCACCAUGAAUUUGGUACAGAGUUCACGGUAAGACAAAAGUUUAAACUCCUAACCCAAUUCUCAAACUACUCGUUGAUCGAUGUACAUGCACCCACAGAAGUAUUAGAUGACCAGUAUAAAGACAACUUCUUUGAGAACCUCGAGAGAACUUAUGACAGAUACCCUGUCUAUAACACUAAAAAUGCACAGAUCGGUAAAGAAGACGAUUAUCUCCCAACAAUAGGAAAGCACAGCCUCCUCGAAUACCAAAAUGACAAUGGCCACAGAGUGAUUCAGUUUGCACUGUCGCGUAACAUGGCUGUAGGUAGCACUACGUUCCCACACAAAAAGAUUCAUAAAGCAACAUGGUGGAGACCUGAUCAGCUUACCUUCAACCAAAUUGAUCACGUAAUUAUUGAUGGCAGGCAUUGCUCAAACGUAGUAAAUGUGCAUACUUACAGAGGAGUUAAUGUAGAUUCAGACCACUACCUUGUAAUUGCGAAACUAUGA
Schistocerca americana (American grasshopper) is the source of this 621-nucleotide messenger RNA. RefSeq names its product craniofacial development protein 2-like. The record is from RefSeq and is a predicted model, not a curated record. The transcript has 3 exons. The coding region runs from base 1 to 621 and encodes 206 amino acids. NCBI's taxonomy places the organism in Eukaryota, Metazoa, Arthropoda, Insecta, Orthoptera, Acrididae.